AUGGAGCCAAUGACAAUGUCUUUUGAGGAGUCUGACAUCAUGGCUCAACUUCUCGGCAACACUCAUGACUUCAACUUGGCAAUGCCGUCCAUGUUUUGGUCGAACGAGUUUUCUGACAAUUUCUGGCCUCAAACUAGUAAUGGUGUGUUCGAUGUUGCUUAUUCUGUUCCUGAUUGCGCAUUUGAUGGCUUAUCGGUUCCGGUUAAUUCAGUUGACACAACAAUGGAGUGUUUCUUUGUUGAAGAUGAGCAAACAAUGAUGGCUACUGCGCCGCCCGUACAUGUUGUUCCUAGUCAACCUUUGCUCGGAGAUGAUCUUCGAGACUCUGGCUUGAAGCGAAAGUUCGAUGCUGCAGUAACUGAAAAGGAUGAUGAUGUCUCCAAUGCUAGUUCUAAGAAAAAACCAAGAGUAACAACAGUGAAAAGGAGUACGAAGAAAGCACGGAAGAAUUCUCAAACUAAGGAUGAGGAUGACAACAAUGCUUCUCCGAAUGGGCAUAGCUCUAGUUGCUCCAGCUCCGAUGAUGAGCUAAACGGCAGAGGUGGCAUGAGCUCAAGUACAAAAGAUUCUGAAGCUCUGAAUCUGAGUGGUAAAACUAGAGCCAGUAGAGGAUCGGCAACUGAUCCACAAAGCCUCUAUGCAAGAAAAAGAAGAGAAAGGAUCAAUGAAAGGUUGAGGAUUCUCCAGAACCUUGUUCCUAAUGGAACCAAAGUUGAUAUUAGCACAAUGCUCGAAGAAGCCGUUCAGUAUGUGAAGUUUCUGCAGCUCCAAAUCAAGCUUUUGAGCUCCGAUGACAUGUGGAUGUAUGCUCCGAUCGCUUACAAUGGAAUGGACAUCGGUCUUGAUCUGAAUCUCCUUCCACAGAAACAAUGACAUCUGCAUCUUCGAAGUUUUCCUGAUUUUAUUCUUUUGCAUUUUACCGUGAAGAAUUCAUUGCUAUCUUGUAAUGGGAAUU
Molecule: messenger RNA, 955 nt
Organism: Dioscorea cayenensis subsp. rotundata (Guinea yam)
Lineage: Eukaryota; Viridiplantae; Streptophyta; Magnoliopsida; Dioscoreales; Dioscoreaceae
Product: transcription factor bHLH84-like
Exons: 5
Coding region: 1-873 (290 amino acids)
Biological process (GO): regulation of transcription by RNA polymerase II
Cellular component (GO): nucleus
Molecular function (GO): RNA polymerase II cis-regulatory region sequence-specific DNA binding; protein dimerization activity; DNA-binding transcription factor activity, RNA polymerase II-specific
Source: RefSeq, a predicted model, not a curated record